GGCCAACGAUCUACCUACACAAAUCAUCGGUACCUUUCGGCAGCCAAGCCGCCGCUCAGAUCCGAUCCCCUCACCUCCGCGUCGACUCUCCCCGCUCCGCCCACACACCAGAUCUUCCCAUGGCCGACUCGUCCGUCAAUCCGUUCCUCAGGAUCCCUCCGCUUAUCCACACCGAGGAUCCGGGUUCUCCUCCUCCUGAGUCGAUCCUCCUCGACCGAUACGGCUACCUCAGCUGUCGCCUCAACGGCACUACCGCCGAUGGCUUCACGGCGGACGGCAAGAGAAUCCAGGUCACCUUCUGGGCGGCCAGCCCGCCGCGGGUCUCCUGCUUCACUGUCCAUUCCCCCGACGUGAAGCCCUCCGCGUUCGACUGGUUGCCCAAGGUCAUCUACUCGAAGGACGACCUCGUCCUGCUCCGCAUCCCCAUCCUCCGUCAGGACGACAGCCGCGACGCUAAGAGCUGCCACUACUUCGUCUACCAGGCCGGCACCGAGAACAACCGGCCGUCACUUAAGAUGUUACCCAUCCCGUGCGACAUCAAGUUCUCCAACAACGAGGUUGUGCUUUUGCGUUGCCGCGACCAAGAUAUGUUCUACUUCGCCCUGCUUCAUAGGAUCAUCGAUCCUAAGAACGGCAAGCGAUUUGAUCUCCACCUGUACAACUCCAAGACAGGUACAUGGAACACUGAGAAUCAGUUUGUUGAUUCAGUGAAUUAUGUGAAUUAUUCAUAUCCAAACAUUGCGGUCACCAUCGGAGGUGAGUUCGGUUCAGUGGGCUGGGUCGAUCUCUGGCGGGGCAUGCUUAUCUGUGACCUUCUCCGGGACAACCAUAGUCUUCGCUAUAUUCCAUUACCAUUGCCACUGGUGCCCAAGCUGCUCAAGGGUUAUCCGAUGUGUUUCCGGGACAUUGUUGUGGUUGGAGAUUGCAUCAAGUAUUUCGAGAUGAGUUACGACGUCAGACCAGGCUCUGGACUCACGUCUGCAACUCAAGAUUUGGUGGCUGCAACAAAGAAAAUGAAAAUUUCAGAUAUUGGUUCUGGGAACAACUGGGAAGAGGACUGCACUUUCAAAUUUUCUGACAUCCCAGUGGACAGCCCCAAGUUUGCUCGAAUGCUGAUGCUGCCUAAUCUGAAACAGGUUAAAAAUACAAAGCUAACCUUGAUGAGACUCUGUGCGGGUUACCCUGCUCUGAGCUUGCAUGACGCUGAUGUUGUUUACAUCAUGCACACACCUGAUCCCGAUGAGGACAAGGCAUUGGUGAUUGCACUUGAUAUGAGAAAAAAGACUCUAAAAGAUGUGGCUGAUUUUGGCUCUGGAAGGCCUCUGGGUUACACUUUCACCUACCUUCAAAGUGGGAUCUCCAAGCAUCUGAACAUUUGGUCCUCCUCCAGAUCUGGGAGGAAUGCUGGUGAAACAAGUAGGGAUGGAUGUCUGGGGCCAUGCAAGCUAGAAGUUCUAUGGGUGAACGCUGAACAGCAGCCAAACGCAACCUAAGUCUAAACUUGGAAGCAAAGCACAAAGGGUACUACUUAGCAUGGUGAUCACUAAAUUGGUGUGCAAGUUGAAACAAAGCCCUUCACACCUCACCCGUGGUGUGAUGUCUAUGAGGUGUUGCAUUAUUGAUGGACCUGUAUUACAUUAGCUUGCAUCGUGUCAACUAUGUUUGCGGACUAUAUUUGUUAGUCAUCGAGGACUAUGUGGCAUGCUAGCCGUGUGAGGGCUGUUAUUUAUGGAUGAAUGCAUUUUUUUAAACACAUAUUUCAUUACCUAUUUAUGGAUGAAUGGCCAUUGUCAACAAUAUCUAAGCAUCUUCCGAGGGUCCUAGGAGUGCUGCUGACCUCUCUGCAUGAUGUAUGGAUGUCUGCAUGGUGUAAUUCAACUAGUUUGUAUUAUAGAGUUCACACCUGUAAUUGUACUAAAGUGGGCAUCCGGGAUGAGUUGGUACAAUCGGGGUGUGUUUUGUUGCUUUGUAUCAUUUGUAUUAUUUGAUUCAUGUAUGAAAUGGUUCAAAAUAAUAAUGAUUCUUUUGUUCGGUUA
Messenger RNA from Setaria italica (foxtail millet), 2036 nucleotides. RefSeq lists its product as uncharacterized. Bases 120 to 1493 code for a protein of 457 amino acids. NCBI's taxonomy places the organism in Eukaryota, Viridiplantae, Streptophyta, Magnoliopsida, Poales, Poaceae. The record is from RefSeq and is a predicted model, not a curated record. The transcript has 2 exons.